Mytilus californianus (California mussel) is the source of this 2994-nucleotide messenger RNA. Its product is annotated as leukocyte elastase inhibitor A-like. The record is from RefSeq and is a predicted model, not a curated record. Gene Ontology annotation, molecular function: serine-type endopeptidase inhibitor activity. The transcript has a single exon. Bases 5 to 1144 code for a protein of 379 amino acids. NCBI's taxonomy places the organism in Eukaryota, Metazoa, Mollusca, Bivalvia, Mytilida, Mytilidae.
UUUAAUGGCUUUAGCUCGAGGACUUGUUUCAAACAUCGCGUUUGAACAAGCGAUCGGAAAUUUUGCAUUCUCUUUGUAUAAUAAGGUACCAAAAGACGGUAAUGAAGUAUUAUCACCAUACAGUAUCACCACCGCUCUGCUCAUGCUCAUGCUGGGUACGGAUGGGACGACCAAAAAUCAAAUGAUGUCAUCUAUGUACUUGCAUACUUUGCCUACGAACGUGCAUUUUAAUUACAAACGACUCGAAUUAAAGCUGACCAGGAAAGCAAAAAAAGGUGCAUCGCUUUUGGUAGCUAACAGAUUAUACGGAAGUAAUGCUUUUUCUUCUUACAAAGAUAAGGUCCGGCGUUAUUAUGGAAGUGCGAUGAAACUAAUGGACUUUACAGGACAGCGAGAAAAAUCGAGGAAAAGUAUAAAUGAUUGGAUUGCAGGAAAAACCAAUAACAAAAUUAAAAAUGUGAUUAAAAAGAAAAUGAUAGACGCCAGCACAGCUUUAGUUUUGGUUAAUGCUAUUUAUUUUAAAGGAUCAUGGGACGCUAAAUUUGACCAGACAAAAACUAAAAGGGAAACAUUUCGCGUCAGCCAGCACGUACGAAAACAAGUUUAUAUGAUGAAUGCCAUUUAUAACGUGAAGUCUGGGCGAAAUACUGCAUUGAACUGUAAAAUUCUUCAGCUGCAUUAUAGCGGAAAGAGAUUGUCUAUGAUAUUUAUUCUUCCAAAUGAUGCAAAUGGACUCAAGAAACUUGAAUCUAAACUAUCUUUGAAUACUUUCAAAAACAUUCUUGGUGGACUACGUACACAAAAGACUGUUAUCAAAGUACCAAAGUUCAAAAUAGAGACCGGGUACGAUUUGAUUCCAAUACUUAAGGCUCGUGGUAUGACCAACAUAUUCAAUCGGCGAUUAGCAAAUUUCAAGAACAUGGCUAACGUUAACCGGUCUCUUUACGUCAGCACUGCUGUCCACAAAGCAUUUAUAGAGGUUAACGAAGAAGGGACCGAGGCACCAAGAAGCACAGUUGUGUUACCAAAAAGGGGUGGUAAGAAAGACUUUUUCCAAUUUACAGCGAAUCAUCCAUUUAUUUUUGCGAUUCGUGAUAAUUUAACUGGAACAAUUAUAUUCAUGGGACGUGUUGUCAACCCCUGAUAAAAAAGCCUAAUGAUAUAGAAGAUGCAUUUCAUUUUUGCUGACUUGUUUUGUUUGUCAGUUUUGUUUCCUUUUUUAUAUUAUUUUUAACCAUACACCUUUUAUAAAAUGCUGAUUUUUUUUUUUAUAUUUACAAAAGAAGAUACGAAUAACAAGUAUUGUUUUGUUACUAUUUCAAAAGAUCAACCGAAAUAAGCAAUUUAGAGCCAAAAGAAUUAUCGUCCUUGUAUAAAACACAUAAUUUCAACGUUAUUUUAUAUGAGCUUAGAAGAAAAAAAAUAAACUUACCGUGUAAAAGAAACAGUGAAUGACGUCAUUAUCACGAGAACAAUUCAUUAACGGGACGUAUCGCAAGCAAACCAUCUCACACAUAGGAUAUUAUAUAAAUUACAGAAGGAGUUUUGUAUUCUACGGUUCACAUGACUGCAUGGUUAGUAAAAUUAUCAUCCAUUAUGCUAAACAAAUACAACCGAUUCGCAAGAUGUAUAUACUACUUGUCGUAAUACAUCAUGCACUGUUUACAACCCUAGAUGAUGGCAACUAGGAAAGACAUUAUUCGACUAACGAAAGCUAUAUCUAAUGUUGCCUAGAUCGCCGAGUGGUCUCGGGCGCUAGACAGAGUUCAGGCAGUGGUGGCACGAUUUCACGAAAGCAGGGGUUCAAACCCCGCUGAGGGAAGAACAAAAAAUUGCUAAAUUAAGUUUGUAAAUCUAACAUUAUUAGACUAAAUUUCAGAAGAAUAUUUAUUAUAUUAUAUUAUAUUAUAUUAUUUGCAAUAUGACAUAUGCUUAUCACUGGAAAAUGUUGAUUUACUUUUGAGGAUGUAUAUCAAUCGUUUCAGGAAAAUUUCACAGGAAAAGUAUCUUCUCGGGUAUACAUUAAAUUUAUCAUCAUACAGUUAAUACGUAAAUAAUCUUUGAAAGAAGGUCAUUCGAUCAUUGUCAGUUACAUGUUUAUAGAUAUUGUACAGUAAUUACUUGAUUCAAAUACGCGACUUAAAAAGAGGUCCGACAAGUAACAAAAUAUUUUAGUAUUUUUAUGAAGCUUUGUGUGCUCUAACGGACUCGUGAACUUGUUUGGACUUUUCGAAGAAACAAAUUAUUCUCUUUUCUACGUUUUUUUCUUUUUUUUUGUUUUUUUUUGUUUGAGAUUUUGAGAAUUCAGUAUGAUGGCAGAUGUUUGAAACUUUAUUUCUAAUGUAUUCAAAAAAUGAAAACGGUCAAAAGACAAACAACAGUUUACAAAACACAACAUAGAAACCUAUUGACCAAGCAACACGAAUCCUACCGAAAACCGGGUUUGAUCUCGGGUGCUUAGACAGGGUAAAUAGACCCUGAUCCACAUAUGACUGCAUGUCGCCGUUUAGGUUUAUGGUUGAGUUUCUGUUUCAUGGUACCCAAUAUCUUCUUUUAAAUAUUUAUGCUUAUAUUCAAUGUAGAUAAAUUAACAAUAAGUAUGAUAAAUAUGUAUUGUCAAUAAAGGAUGGAAGAUAGUGAAAUGUGGAUUGGCAUCAUUACAAUUGACUGUGUGUCCAUGCAAGGAGCCACUGUGGUAUUGUUGUGAUACUUCAUUUUAGUUCAAAGAACGUCACACUGCCCUACACGAAGAAUUGGUUAAUAACGUUUCCAUUCUAAACCAUAACUGUGGUUCUUUUUAAACCACUGUUACUUUAGAAAUUUAUGACGAUAGCAAUCAUAUUUUCCUUUGUUGUCGACCUUUCUUGCAGAUACUGAAAUCCUGUUGAAUAAAAAUGAUGGAAGCAUAAAUUACAUAUUACAUUUUCAAUUUCGAAGUACCCUUGUUUUUACCAGUUAUACCUUAUUUUACGGUUAUCAUUUUACUCAUUGUUG